GAAAGCGACUUCAUUUGAGUACGAAAAAUAGCACGAGGGUUUGUUUACUAACACGGAAUAAAAUGGGGUUCAAUAAAAAGAAACGAUUGCCAAGAAAGAAUCGAAAGACAAAAUCGAUUCUGGUGUUCGAUGAAAGUGCUAGAAAAGAGUAUUUAACAGGCUUCAAGAAAAGAAAAGAUGUCCGGAGAAAGAAGGCUCAAGAGCAGGUGGAGAAAAUGAUAAAAGAAGACAGAAAAUUGCUCAAACAAAAGACUAAGGAGUUUGAGCAAGUGAAGACCAGGUAUCAACAGCCGGCGAUAGAUCUCGAGGAGCUUGUGGACAAACAUGUAACAGAGCUACCUGAGCACACAGUGACGGUCACUGACAUAUCGGAAAUAGACUUGGCUGGACAUGCAGGAACACGGCUGGGGCAAAACAAGGUUGGACUUGAAAAAUUGUUUGCCCCCUUGAGUACAGAGGAUGAUGAGGUUGAUGAGGAUGAUGUAGAUGAUGACAGUGAAGGAGAAAAGGCAGUGCCUGGAAUCUCAGUACAUAAACAUGAUAAAGCAAUCAAGACUAUAAAGAACAAGAUCUUUAAAACAUCCAAACAUCUGAAGAAGAAAAAGUCCAAGCAAGGCAAAACUAAAAGACUUUUGUCAAAGAAGGCUAAGCAUAGAAAGAAACUGUCAGCAAAUUAGCAAUUUUGAGUGAACUUUUUGAAUGGAUGUUGGUAAGCGCAGUUGUUAGUACAUGCGCUUCUCACGUAGGCAACCUUAGGUUUGAUCUUUCCCAGAAAUGUGAGCUUAGUUGUAGGUCACCAUACCGGACAGGUAGGGUUACCUCUGGGUACUCACCCCACAACACAAGACCAACAGUUGAACACCUUUCUGUAACAACUACAAAGCUGGAAUUGCAGCUAUUGUUAGUCCCAACCUUCUUGAGUCAGGAAAAUAAUUCAGUAGGAGUGCUGGGACACACUGAGUGUCCCCACACGGUGUAGCCUAAGGCGUGGAAGGACCUCAUAAACCUUGAAAUACAUACACUCAGUUUCUGAAUGAAUGCAGAGACUAAUUUGGAGCCGGGUUCUGAGAAAACGGGCAGAAUGCAUGUGCGUAAAGGGUCGUCCCAGAUUAGCCUGUGCAAUCUGCACAGGCUAAUCAGGGACAACACUUUCCGCUUUUAUGACAUUUUUCCUUUAAAUGAAGUGUUUUUAGCAAAAAUCCAAUUUAGGCGGAAAGUGUCGUCCCUGAUUUGCCUGUGCCGACUGCACAGGCUAAUCUGGGACAACAUUUUACGCACAUGCAUUAUGCCCAGUUUUCUCAGAACACGAUUCUUUGGGUUUCCAAUUCAACCAAUACCCUGACUUAAAGCUGGUAAAAAUACAAGCUCUUCUAACCAGGACAGGAAGUCUAACAGAAGUGUCAAGAAGGAAGUUCAAGGGAGGAAGUGUUCAAUUGAUUGACACAUUUUCAAUUAUCAGAUUUCUUGUCACAGAGUAAAAAACAAAAUCAAUAGUGAAUGUAUAAUGAACUACUAAAAUUAAAAAUUUACAGAAAAUAUCGUUUGGAUAUUGAGUAACUGUCAUUUGUAUGUUAAACAUGUAUGUAGAAAUAAAAUGCAUUUGGAAUGCAUUAGGGGAAAGUAGUAACACUUUAGAGUGUUUCUGUUACUUUAAGUAAAAUGUUUCACUGCGCAUUGAACACAUAAAGUAACAAAACAUGUCAAAUAUCAGAGUUUUAAGUUUCAUUCAGCUCAUUAGUUCCAAAACUUUAGUAUGUCAAGUUAAGACAUUAAAAUUUGACACAUUUCAAAAUGCGCCUAAAUCUGUGAUGUUUGAUUAAGAUGAUCUAUGUACACUUAACCCUUUGAGCGCUGGAACUGGAUUUUGAAGGCCUUUGCAAACAGUUUGGAUCCAGAUGAGACGCCACAGAACGUGGCGUCUCAUCAGGAUCCAAACUUUUUGCUAUUCUGAUAGUAUUCUUUGAAACAAAUCAAAGAAAAUGCUUAUUUUAUAAAUUCAGCAGACGACAUUUUAGCAGAAGACAAAUUUCCCAGCAUGCAAAGAGUUAAGGCUCUGAUUUGGUGUGAUUCUAUUUAUGACUGAUUGCCAUAUGUUUUCCAUUGAAAAGAGAAUAGACACUUAAAUUAUAUGCUGCUAAUCAGAGCAUGAUUUUAGAAAAAUGAACUUUGGUGUUUUUAUUUCAAUGCCAUUUUUAUGUGUACUUAUUUACUUGUACAUCAAUAAUGUACCACCUCUAAUUAUUUAUUUUUAUUGAAUCUAUGAGUCAAGGGCCCAUAUUCACCAAAAAAUUCUUAGACUUAAGUAUAAAAAUAAAGAAUAUUCUUUAAAUUGAUAUAUUCAAUAAGUGCUUGAAUAUUGAGUAAAACUUUUUAUUAAACACCUCUAUCUAUGGCAUUCUUCGUGUAGAACAUUGUGUUAAUGACAUAAUUACCAGUGGAUGCAUCUAUAUAUUCAAACACUGAAUGCAUUUUUCUUGGUUCCAAGUCUAUUCUUUAUUCUUAAGUGUAAGAACUGUUUGGUGAAUACGGGCCCAGGUCUAAUAUUAACUUUGGAGAUAAAACCACUUGGGGGACUGCAACUUCAUCAUUCAUCUUGCAAUUGUAUAAUAAUGUACCCCAAAUGUUCACCAUGUGUUCAUGUGAAGACCGCAUGUCAAUUGUUACAACCGGCUCCUGUCCUAAAAGGUCAAGGUCUCACUUACAAAUCAAAGGAUAAAAUUGGCAAAGUGUGUUGUUAGCAAGGCCUGUACCCCUAUUGCAAGGUCAAGGUCAAACAGAAGGUGAAUUGUUAAACUUGCAAGGUAAAGCAAUUUAAACAAAAGCAUGCAUUAAUGAAAUUGGCUGGAACAGCUGCAGACAGGCAUCAUGCUAGUUCUAAAAUUUACAUUCAUAUGAGUGUGUUCAAUGUAGGGUUUGCCAAUUUUAGAAUUUAUCAAUUGUAAAAUACUUUUUUUUAUCACUGAAUGUUUUUAUUAUAAUUUGAUAGUUUGUCAUCAGAUUAUACUACCUUAGGAGUAUCUUGUUUGAAUGUAAGAGCCGAGAGUGUAAGGGUUGUUAACCAUGUUUUAACCGACUAGAAAGUCAUGGUUAUAAGAUUGGGUGGGCAGCAAGGUUGCAGGUGAAUGACUUUAAAGAGGUGGUUUCCGGUCUAUAAGUUUAGAUUGCAUAAAUGGAUCUUAAAGCCCCAUAAACACUCAAAAUUGAUGAAUGUUUCGUAAAAUAAAGUUAAAACAUAAAAAAAUCAGUUUUCCUUAUAGAAAUAGCCAAAAUUUCAACGCUAGAUGUGGUAUGGUAACAUAGAUUUAACAAGAUACAAAAUGCUAGUUUGCAGCAAUCUGUGAAAAGGCCCCUUUAAGGUUGGGUCAUAAUGUGAGGGCAGAAAAAUGUGUGAGAUAGAAAAAACAAACAAAAUGUGUAUUUAUAUUUAUUGUACACAUGGCAGCAAUGAAGAUUAUGUACAUUGUUAGAAUAUAAGCCUUCAACUAGUUUCUCUUACAGCGUCUGUAGAAGGGAGGAAGAGGAAACAAAACUAAAGAUGGGCAAACAAAAACAAUAAAACGCUAAUCUGAGGAUGCUAAUAGAGCUAUGCGAACAGUAAAAAAACUUUCUACAUAAUGAUACUGAAUAAUAAACAUGAUCAUUACAUAGAUUUGUAACAUUAAAUACAAUCAACAGAGCUCUACACAAUCGAAAUAUGCUUUUAAUUAUGCUUUUCAAAUUCUCAAUAAACAAAUAUUCCACAACUACUAAUAAACUCAAAUAUAAUAAUCAUUUGUUGAUUUAGCAAGCAGCAUAAAACAUGUGUUUUUUUUUACAGCAAAUGGGACUUUUUCAAUAUAGCAUUUAUUCUAACUGAAUUGUUUUUUACGAUGUGCUUUGAUCUCAACUCAAUUAAUAACUCUGUUACAUACCUAAA
Molecule: messenger RNA, 3916 nt
Organism: Dreissena polymorpha
Lineage: Eukaryota; Metazoa; Mollusca; Bivalvia; Myida; Dreissenidae
Product: nucleolar protein 12-like
Exons: 5
Coding region: 63-677 (204 amino acids)
Cellular component (GO): nucleolus
Molecular function (GO): RNA binding
Source: RefSeq, a predicted model, not a curated record